Thrips palmi is the source of this 384-nucleotide messenger RNA. RefSeq names its product cuticle protein CP14.6-like. Gene Ontology annotation, cellular component: chitin-based extracellular matrix. Gene Ontology annotation, molecular function: structural constituent of chitin-based larval cuticle. Lineage: Eukaryota; Metazoa; Arthropoda; Insecta; Thysanoptera; Thripidae. The coding region runs from base 1 to 384 and encodes 127 amino acids. The transcript is spliced from 3 exons. The record is from RefSeq and is a predicted model, not a curated record.
AUGGCCAGCCGCAUCAGGCCGUCGCCGCCGCCCCCACCGUGGCCCUGGCACCACCCGUCGUCCCAGCACCUGCCUUCGCCGUCGGCCGCGCCCUCGAAGUGGCCCCCGCCGUGGAGGCCGCCCGUGCACGACGAGGCCGGCCAGUACGCGCUGGGCUUCGAGACCGGCAACGGCAUCAUCGUGGAGGAGCAGGGCGCCCUCAAGCGGAACCUCGACGGCGAGUACAAGGGCGACGUGGUCCUGGUGAAGCGCGGCUCCUACAGCUACCCCGCCCCGGACGGCCGCACGUACCGCAUCGAGUACACCGCCGACGAGAACGGAUUCCGCCCCACUGGCGCCCACCUCCCCGUCGGCCCCGUGCCGGUCGCCGUCGCUGACGUGUGA